CGUUUUUACUGGUAUCAUAGUCAUCUUAGGCGGUAUUCAAGGCUUUUCGAAUUCAAAUAAGACUUUUAGUUAUAAACUAAAUACAGAUUCAGUAUCAGCACAAAACACUGAGUCGAAUGAAGUGUAUUUCAAGUCAACAUGGCCACUUUCAUUUUUGCUCAUUUUUUCAAGUAUCGUCGUAGAGCUGCAAUUGUUGUAUACAGGUCAAAAAAUGAAAGUUGUCAAGUUGACUUGAAAUAUACUUCAUUCGACUCAGUGUUUUGUGCUGAUACUGAAUCUGUAUUUAGUUUAUGACUAAAAGUCUUAUUUGAAUUCGAAAAGCCUUGAAUACCGCCUAAGAUGACUAUGAUACCAGUAAAAACGAUUUUUCUCAAUACAGGAAAGAAAAGAAAAAGAAAGGAUAAGUAACUUUGUAACUGGCAGUAUGAUGAGUCGAAUGAGAUAAAAUAUUUGCCUUUAUCACUUACGUAGAUACAAAAUCGAUCUAUACGUGGUGCACUUGACGCUAUUCGAAGCACCACCACCAGUAGGGUUUUGGGUCUAGGGUCAUUUUAGCAACGUCUCGGUACUCAGCUUUUGAUGCUGAAUCUGAAAAAAUUAGUUUCAGAAGCUGGAAAAAAAUAAAGUAGAAAAUUUUGCACAUUUCGAAAAAGAUGUCUUUUGUCGAGAAACGACAUCUCUCGAGUAUUUCGUAUUUUUCGACCGGAAGGAAGCAUUUGCUAUGGCUAAAUAGUAGAUCAGCAGCUCACGCUCUAUCAAAUGGUGUAAAAAAGGCGAAAAAAACUUUUUAUUCGAAGUUUGAAUUGUCGGCACCUUACCUUUGAAGACGAUCUAUGUGAAAUAGCGUGUAAUGUGCUCGAUGCAUCGAAAAACAAUGUGGCCCUUGACGAGGGUACAUACCUUUUAAUAGUGUAUAAUGAUUUCAUUGAUUCUAUAAACUGAAUCAGAAGGUACGAUCGUCCAGUUCUGGUACAGUAUGGUUUUUCUUUUCCACCUCUGACUUAUAAAUUCUUAAAAUUAGAAAACUCUGUUUGUUUUAGAUUCAGCAUUUGCCCAUAUUUCUGCAAGUAAAGCAGAUGAAACGAAAAAAAAUACACUUGGGAAACGUUCUCAGGUAUUUCUGGAGACACUUUUAGUACAAUUAUAUGAAUUUUUCUCAGGAUCGUAAUAUACCGAAAUGUACAAUUUAGUUUUCGAGGAAUCUCGGAACGAUAACAGGCAGAGAGACGCGACAAAAGUAAACGAAUGAGCAAAGGCAUUUCUAAUAGAUCUUGAAGGUUUCAAGUUUUUGUCGGUUCAUGAUUAAUCUUAAUGGCGUUUCCUUGAGAAGACCUAAAACACAAAAGAAUACUAAACGUUCUAGAAAGCAUUGUCGAAAAGUGAAUUGUUCUUUUAGGCGAACUUGCCACUUAUAUGCCGAUCAGUGGCUCAUUUAACACAUAUGGAAGUCGUUUCAUAGAUCCAGCGUUUGGUUUCGCUCUUGGAUGGAACUAUUGGUUUAGCUGGGUUGUUACCAUUUCAGGAGAACUAGUAGCUGCCGGAAUUCUCGUUCAGUUUUGGCUACCUCAUGUAACAACGGUUAUUUGGUCGUUCAUCGGAAUGUUCAUCAUGUUUUUGCUCAAUGCAUUUUCAGUUAAAGGUUACGGUGAAGCUGAAUACUGGUUUGCUCUAAUUAAAGUGAUUGCCGUUGUGGUAUUUGUUGUUAUUGGAUGUGUAACGGAUGGCGGUGCUCUCGGUCAUCAUAAAUAUGCGUUCGAAAACUGGAACAGAAAGGAGGCUCCAUUCGUUAAUGGAGUGGCAGGGGUUAUUACGACAUUCAUCAUAUCUGGCUUUUCGUUUCAGGGAACCGAAGUUGUUGGGGUAACAGCAGGUGAAAGUAAAAAUCCUGCUAAAGAUGUCCCACGAGCAAUGCGACAAAUCAUUUGGCGCAUAAUAUUAUUUUAUAUAGCCUCAAUAUUCAUUAUGGGUCUCAUCAUACCGUACGAUGAUCCUGAUUUAGCGAAAAUAGAUGGUGUGAAAAAUAUAGCCGUAUCUCCUUUUACUUUAGUGUUCGUUCGAGCGGGUCUUGGACCUGCCGUUCAUGUGAUGAAUGCAGUUAUAUUAUGUACUGUACUUUCAGCUGGUAAUUCAGGAGUUUACGUUUGUUCCCGAGUACUAUGGGCACUUGCUCUAGAAAAUAAAGCGCCAAAAUUUUUACGUCGAAUAACUAAAAAUGGUAUCCCAAUAUACUGUCUAAUUGUAUCAUCGGGACUUGCAACAAUCUUUUUUUGCACUAUCUUUCAUUGGAAAUCAAAU
Molecule: messenger RNA, 2295 nt
Organism: Didymodactylos carnosus
Lineage: Eukaryota; Metazoa; Rotifera; Eurotatoria; Philodinida; Philodinidae
Source: the annotation of a GenBank genome assembly